AUGAACGAUGGGCUUGAUUGGGCGUUUCAUCCCUGUUGUUGGGGCGGGCCCUGCAUCAAAUCGUCGCCCCGGAUCUCGCUUCGUCUCCUUUCUUACUCCCCGACUUGCUUUCUGACCCUCUGCCUUUUCUUCUUCCAUGCCCGCGCCUUCUCCUUUCACCCUGUAACCCAAUCUAUCCUUCAGGAUGGGCCUUCUGGACCGGCUCCGGGCCCGUCCCCGGCGCAGCGGGGGCGCUGCGUUCUCCCCUCCGAGCACGAGACGCCGCCCCGCUCCGCCAGGCUUGCCGGUCGCGAUUAUACCAGAAAGCUGCCCCGUCCGGUGCUGGCGUAUAUCUUCGCCCUGGUCUGCCCCCACACGGUCGACAACUCCUAUGAGACCUCCGAGGAGUCCAUGACCGAUGGCUGUAUGCUAUGUGACAUGCGCGAUCUGGCGCACUGCGCGCAGUUCUCCUCCAGAUACACACAUGUCCGCAUCGACCCUGUUCAUUACUGCGAGCUCGAAGUCGAGCUCGCCGCCAAGCGGAAACGCCGUUCCUUCUUUGACCGCAACGGUGACCCGAUCGAUGCGCCGCAAGUCCGGAUUGAGCUCUUGAUGCGAACAGUCCGAGAGUCGCAAGGGUUGGCAAAUAUGGUCGUCUCCCUCCGCAUGCCGUACAUGACUCGCGAAGCCAACAAAUCGACCAUCGCUCGCACCAUCUCCGUCCUUCCCAACCUCCAGUUUGUGGAUCUGCCCUCCGGCCUAUUUAGCGAUGAGCCUUCCUGCUUGGCUCUGAAACAGGAGCUGGUGGCUCGUUGCCCCGAUCUUCGUCGCAUGAGCUAUCGCCACGGAGCCGAGGGAAGCUUCGCCCGCAUCCCGGGCUCGCAGAUGUGGGUCAAUCUGGAGAAAUUGGAGCUUUCAGGGCUGCAAAUAGAAGUCAGUGUUCUUCGGAAUGGCCUGGCAUCCUUUCCGCGACUGCGGGACUUGAGCCUCGAGAAUCUUCCCUGGCUGGACGAUUCGGCAUUCGCGUUGAACGGACCUCUGCCGCCUUUCCCUGCCUUGAAGCAGCUUACGAUUCGAGAUACCCCCAGCGUUACGGCAAGCGGGCUUGUCGCGCUCCUUUCCUCCCCCACAACCCGAAAGGCGCUGCAGUCGUUAACGAUCGACUCGACAGGGGUCCUGCCUUCGACUCUCCACCGGAUUCUCUCCACUGCCCCGCAGCUCCAAAGCCUCUCCAUUGUGCAGGAGGUGUCUCGGUCCUUCCCAGUCGAGCAAGUUCCUCCCCUGCUGUCCAAGUCGCUUCGCAUGCUUCAUUAUGAAAUCACCUCGGAGACUGAAACCAAUGGUCUGCCACCCGCUGCGGGCUCCUACUAUACUUACCUCAUUUCCUCCUUGAUGUCUCGCGCGCUGCCUGCGCUGCGGGACCUAUAUGUCCGUGAUGCACAGUUCCCAGAUACUCUGUUACUGGCACCACCGCCGAGGCUCUUCGGCGGGGGUGAGAAUGGGCCUCAAUUUGGCGGGGGUGGUCUUUCGCAACCGCUGAACGUGUACAGCAAGGGUCUGGACGAGCUUGAAUGGAACUUCACUCCAUACGAUCCCGACCCUGCCCUGGGACGAGGCAGUGCCAAGACCCGCCCACUCAGCUUCCAAGAGGCCCAGUUGAGUCGAUCGUGGGGCGGAGAUGCGCGCAAGAGUGUGCUCGUUGGGAACGGUUUUGGCGGGUUCCUGGCCGUUCCGGCUGACGAGGGCCCACGACCCAGAAGCAGCAGCGGACCCAAGCGAGCGAGCAAGCAGGACCUGUGGCGCUGA
Molecule: messenger RNA, 1785 nt
Organism: Penicillium macrosclerotiorum
Lineage: Eukaryota; Fungi; Ascomycota; Eurotiomycetes; Eurotiales; Aspergillaceae
Product: F-box domain protein
Exons: 2
Coding region: 1-1785 (594 amino acids)
Source: RefSeq, a predicted model, not a curated record